AUGCGUGAGGUCGAGGAGUAUCUGUCUACUAAAGGAUUCGUCCAUCGUGACAUUGCGGCUAGAAAUAUACUCGUUAGUGGAAAGAACUCUUGCAAAAUCGGUGACUUUGGACUUUGCCGGAAUUUGUAUUCGGACAGUUCACUUUAUAGAAGCAAGGCAUGUCACGGAGGACGUUUACCGUUAAAGUGGAUGUCACCGGAGGCCAUACGACAUUAUGAGUUCUCAACGCAGAGUGAUGUGUAA
Molecule: messenger RNA, 243 nt
Organism: Cylicostephanus goldi
Lineage: Eukaryota; Metazoa; Nematoda; Chromadorea; Rhabditida; Strongylidae
Source: the annotation of a GenBank genome assembly